Molecule: messenger RNA, 1802 nt
Organism: Coffea arabica (coffee)
Lineage: Eukaryota; Viridiplantae; Streptophyta; Magnoliopsida; Gentianales; Rubiaceae
Product: CBS domain-containing protein CBSX3, mitochondrial
Source: RefSeq, a predicted model, not a curated record
GAUCAGCUAGCAUCUUUUUCAGUAGGCCAAUGAACUCACUCUUGGGAAUUCAUCACGGCAUGUCUUUACAACUUUGUGCUUAAAAGAUACAAAAAGAAAGGGAGAUUUUGGACAGAAGAAACAAUCAAACCAAAAGAGGAGACAGAAAACACAGGGGGUGACUUUUUACCUUUGGCAACAAUAAGAAGCAAAGUAGCAUGGGGCGUCAAAACAAAAAUUGAACAAACGUAGCCUUCCUUAACAUUUGUUGCUCAAGCAAAGAACAAAGAGGCAUACCCAUGUAACGGCUUCAUCAUAUUCUCAAAUAGGACCAGCUUUGUUGCUCAUGCAGAUUGCUCCUGCACGACAAGGUAUGUUCUAUUUGUUGCUUGCCUUAGACUUGGCAUGCCUGCAUCAGCCACACCUAUGAUAAAACGUAUGAAAUUUGCACAUUCAUCAUCAUUUGUAUACACCCAUCCACUGAAGUUUAUAGAGCAUCUUGCAAUAAGUAGCAAGAAUAUUAAUAUAUCCAGCAGCGUCUCUCCCUUUCAUAACUCACAGUUUUUUGUAUGAGUGUUUCGAUAAAUGGACCCUGCGAAGACACUUCAAAAGCCGGCAACUUUUGAAGUGCUCCGCAGCACUUAACUACUAAACCCCCCAAACCCCCCCAAGCGAUGUGGGAACUUAACCCCACAGGGUGCCCUGCUGCUAAGAAGUAAAGACCCCCAGACUCCAGCAGCGUCUCUCAUUUCUUAGCAUUCUAUGAACUCUUUUUGUGGCAGAAUCAACAUGCAAGGUUUCCUACAAGCCAUUAGAUCUUACCAAGAAAAGCUAUUAGGGCAUUCACUUUUGAGGAGUUCAACUGCAAUGAAAAACAAUCUCUUGCGACUUGGUUCCAUCAGCUCUUAUCUGACAGUUGAAGAGGGCACAAGGCCAGCGGAGGAGUCUUCACCCAUGCAACACAAAGGGUUGGAGAAUGUAACAGUAGCAGAAGUACUAAUGACAAAGGGAGGCGAAAAGGCUGGAUCUUGGCUCAGCUGUCGCGCCGACGACACAGUAUAUGAUGCUGUGAAGCAAAUGGCACAAAAUAAUAUUGGAUCUUUGGUGGUUCUCAAACCAGGACAGCAACAACUCAUCGCUGGCAUUCUUACGGAGAGGGAUUACUUGCGAAAGGUAGUUGUGCAGGAUAGGUCAUCUAAAUACACAAGAGUCGGGGAGAUCAUGACUGAUCAGGAUAAUUUAGUAACAGUGACGUCUGAUACAAACAUCCUCCACGCGAUGCAACUCAUGACCGUUUUGAUGCGUUCCAGAAAACCACAUACGACAUGUCCCUGUCAUAGAUGGAAAGAUCGCGGGAAUGAUAUCCAUUGUAGAUGUUGUUCGAGCAGUGGUGGAGCAGCAAAGUGGAGAUAUGAAGCGGCUGAAUGAAUUCAUUAGGGGUGAAUACUAUUAGCCAUUGUGUACAGGUGAAGCAAGCAGCAGGGACUCCUGAAAUCAGCAGGGACUUCCAAUGGCUAAUUUUAUCGUCGGUUUAUCUCAAUCGUGGACCAAAGAUCAACAAUGGCAGAGAAAAUAAGAAGAUAAUCUUCAUGUUUGUGUAAUUUGAUAGUCACUACAAUGACCUGUAGUGAUGAUUUCUCGUCGUUUGCAAAUCCCUUGACCGUUACAAAUUACAAUAGAUGGCUUGCUACUCUCAUAUCUGCCUGAACCUUUCUAAAGGCCUGUCAAUCGGGCCUAAUGAGCCGGGCUUUGAUGAGUUCAAGUUCAGCUCAUUUAAUUUGAAACAUUUUCGGGCUUCGGGCUAUGAGUUUCGGAUUCGUAAA